AUGCCACCUCCCACCGGUGACACCCCUCCCUCGAUUCACCUCGGACCCCGGCGACGCGCGCAGACCCCGGCGACCACAGACCCCGGCGGCGUCGCGCAGGUACCCCUCGAUUCACCUCCCCGCCGGCGGCCUCCCCCCCUCGAUCCCCACCCGCCUCACGGUCUCUCCCCCAAGCAGAUCCUCUCAAGCUCGCCGCGGAGCAGGAGCAGCACGUCGGCGACCUUCUUCGAGUUGCAGCACGUCGCGCACGUCCGCGGAGCAGGAGCAGGAGCAGCACGGUCUCUCCCCCUAUUCGACGCCACCUCCCCGCCAGUGGUCGCCUCCCCCCUCGAUUCACCUCCCCAACCUACUGCUCAGGGUGAGCUCCCUAUGCUCCUCCUCCUCCCUAUGCUUGCUGCAUGA
Molecule: messenger RNA, 402 nt
Organism: Lolium perenne
Lineage: Eukaryota; Viridiplantae; Streptophyta; Magnoliopsida; Poales; Poaceae
Source: RefSeq, a predicted model, not a curated record